Messenger RNA from Scomber japonicus (chub mackerel), 3730 nucleotides. RefSeq lists its product as uncharacterized. Bases 16 to 3603 code for a protein of 1195 amino acids. The transcript is spliced from 12 exons. The record is from RefSeq and is a predicted model, not a curated record. NCBI's taxonomy places the organism in Eukaryota, Metazoa, Chordata, Actinopteri, Scombriformes, Scombridae.
CGCUCAGAUGGCCGUAUGUGUCUGGAGUUGUGUAAAGAGUGCAGACUGUACCACUGUCCUGUCUGCCAGCCGUCUGUCUACAAACCAAAAGGAGAAUAUGCAAGUGUUUGGACGCAUGUGGAAAUCCACCGAAUGAGGGCCUUGCAACAUGGAGAAUAUAACAUCUAUGUGUGCCAAUUGCAGUGCAGAGGAGAAAGACAUUUUCACUGUCCUUACUGCCCAAAGACAAUUAUCACUCGGAAACAGUUUGAAAGUCAUAUGGACAAAUGUGUGGUGACGCAAAGUUCAACAGCAGCAGCAGCAGACACAGGGGUCCCGUCAGCUGCUCCACCUGCUGCUCCGGCUCAACUAGCAACCACCGCCGGCCAGGGUGCCAUCAUCCUGCUCAACCUCACGCCACCUGUUCAGAAAACUGUUACGACAGAGCAGUGUUUGGCUUCACCUGAACCCCCUGUUAAAAUAAAAUGCACAUUAGAUCCUGCUCCUCAAGUCCAGUCUAAAACCCCAACGGCUCAAAUAUUCAAAACAGCGGGAAGAAAAAUAAAAUGUCCAAUGUGCAGUUUAUACUUGAAUAAAAAAAAUCUAAGUAAACACAAACUCAGGAAACACUUAAUUUCUGAGGUGGACAUAACGGCCAAAGACCAUCUUAGAAGUCAGUGUAUCGAUUCUCAUAACGGCGUGUAUGCCGUCGCAAAGUCCUACAAGGCCACCGCUGUACCGGUUCAUGUCAUCAAAAAGAAAUCAGGCAGCACAAAUAAAAUGUUGUGUGGAGAAGAUCGGUGUGAGGUUAUUGCAGGUUUCCGACAGAGGAGUGGUUUGACUAACAGCCAGUGUCCCCACCUGCGAUCUGUCGAUUUUUGUUAUACUCACGCUGAAAUACAAGACCUGAAAUCUGGUCUGCUGGAACAGCUGGCUGCCAAUAAAUGGAUUGGAAAGGACAUGGCAAGGAAGUGCCUCGACCAUCAGGACCAAGCGGCGCAACACAGGGCCCCACUUGUUACCCUUGUGGCUCUUGGUGGAAGUCAUUGCCUUUAUUUGUCUGUGUUUGAGUCUAAAGUGUCACAGUACAGUAGGCUAGGAAGAGUAUUUGUGACUUAUUAUGUAAAUCGAAAGUUGUGGCAUUGCGAUUGUUCUCGAGGGAGAAUAACUUGCUUGCACAAAUGCGUAGCCAAAUGGUAUCUCUUCCAAACCAAUAAGGAGUUAUUUUCUUCAGACGCUGAACUGGACAAACCCAUAAGCAUUUCUGGGUUCAUAGAGGACUCGUCUGCAGAAAAUUCAACUGGAACUGUGUCAGGAGAAGGAGAACUAAAACAAACGGCAAAGUACAUUUACAACCACAAAAAACUGCCCUCUGAGUUUCCUGAAAAAAUCAUCCAGUUUGACCCUGAAACACACAUUUUGAAGCAUUUGAUUCCAGCUGAAACUGUCUGCCAAGAGUGUCCAGGUCAUGUUUCCUUAACAGAGCCGGUGCUGAUCACCAACAGAGCGAAGAUCAUUACUGUGACCGGGGUGAUCCAAGAUAGUUGCACCUUUUUCAAAAAGUGUCUCGACUGUGAAAUGGUCUACCGUUACCAGGAGUGGAGUGAGGGUCUGCACAAUUACAACAACCACAUAAUCCUGAGUCUGGAGCUCUGUUUGUUGCUGAGAAGCCUGAUAAAGGAUCACUCUGCUGAUGGAGUGGUGGAGGUGCUGGAACAGGCAGUAGGUGUCAAGUCUCCGUGUGGCAACGAUGUGCUUCAGGCAUACCUCCACUUUGAAGCUCUGACGAGUCACGGCUGUCCGUCCUCAGUCAUGAUAGAUCUUCAUCAGAAGGGGGUUUUCAGCAUUGCAGGGAUUGAGAUGAAGGACCUGCCAGAAUCUUUUAACGGAGAUGUAAAUGAAGGGGACUUCUGGGAUUCGGUGUGCAUGGAAGUGAUUUCGAGUGGCCUUGUUGCUCGAAGUGCUACCAGUCUUGACACCAUAAACAGUCACCUCAGAGAAGCUACAGUGUCUGCUGUUGUCACAACCUCCUUCACCCUGGCUGAGAGAAAGAGGCUGAGCAAGCAGAGAACAAAGGAGUGUCACAAAGCUGUGAUCGGAUAUCUUGUGAAAGGAUUAAAUCCCUUGUCCACAGUGGAGUCACCAUGGUUCAGAGAAAUGAUAAAAACACUCAACCCAAAGUACCAGCUGCCGUCCAGAGAUCAGCUCGUAAACACGCUGAUACCUUCAUGUUACUCUGUGGAGAGGAAGAAUCUCAUCAGAGAGCUGCUUCAGGUGUCCAAAGCUGCAGUGACAUGUGAUUGGUGGACGACUCUCGCCCACGACCAGUACCUGACAGUUACCAUACACUUCAUAAUGAACAGCCAGAUGAGGCAGAAAGUGCUCCGUACAAAGUCGGUUUAUGACUCUCAGAUGAGCCCGGCAGCAGCAGAGCUGAUCAGCGCUAUACUCGAGGAAUUUGGUGUCAAAGACAAGGUUGUCGCUAUGACAAUGGAAAAUGCAUCCAGUAUGGACUCUUCCAAUAAGAAAUUGCCAUUUAGGAAGUUGCGGUGUUUUGCCCACAUACUAAAUCUCUCUGCACAGAAGGUGAACACCAGCAACACUGAGGCCAGCUGGGCGUCAAAAAUAAGAGCUAUUGUUGUUUGGAUCAGAAGAUUGUCCACUGCUGGGACAGUUCUUCAAGAGAAACAGCAGCAAUGGAAUUUACCACAGCACUCUUUAAUAGUCGACAUCCGGACACAUUGGCGCUCCUUGUACCUCAUGGUGGAGAGGUUUGUAGAGCAGUAUACUGCCAUCCAGGCCGCCACUGCAGAUCCCCGGCUAAAACCAUCUUUUGAGAAGAAAAGGCUGGAAACGCUGUCAGGCGCCGACCUCCAAGAAGCUGAGGAGUUCAUCAGGACCAUGAAGCCUCUGUAUAGAUCCUCGCUCUGUGUCCCAGCUGACAAGAGUCCAAUUUGUAGUCAGAUAUUUCCUAUUCUGAAAGAACUGGAGGCCCACUUUGAAACCCAGGACGAAGACUCUCUUUUCACAGCCACGCUCAAGCAGAAAGUCUGGGUUGACCUGUCAUCAUGCUAUAAGGAGGAUGGUGACACUUGGAAGUUCCUACAGGAGGCGAGUGCUAUGGACCCGAGGUUUAAGAACAGAGUCGACUCUGAUGAGAUUUGGAAUAGAGUGAAAAAAGCUGCAGUUACAGUUUCAACCACAACAGGACACGUGUCAAAUCACAAGGAACACAGAUUUCAGGAGAAGGAUAGUGAUGCUGACGAUGUAUCCGAGCAAAAUGACGAGUAUUCAGAUGAGACUCCGUUGGCCAAAAAGCCGAGGUUCACUGCCCCCGAGGAGGACAGAGCUCUGAAGAGCAACGCAGCAGCAGAAAAGACCCUGUCCAUCCUUGAAAGAGUGCAGCGAGAAUUGCAGCUGUACAGACGUCUGCCUGUGAUACCCUCUUCAGAAGAUGCUCUGGCCUGGUGGUGGGAGCGACAGGACAUGCUGCCUCUCCUGUUUGAACUCUCUAACUCAUACCUGUGUGUCCAAGCAUCAACAGCAGGCGACACAAUCGGCCAAGAGAGGUUGCAUAUUCAACCAGAACAGGCGGAUAUGCAGAUAUUUCUACAGAAGAAUUGAUUAUCUAUGACAACCAAUAUGUUAAGUGCUAAAAACCUUUCAUUUAUAAUGUUCAGUCCUGCUGUUGAAUUAAUAUUUGGUUGAUGUCAAACUCAAGAGGAAAAAUAAAAGGAUUCUAUAUUUGUUA